CCGCGCCCUUCGCCCCUCCUUCUAAAUAGCCCUGAAACCUCUCCUUCCCUCCUCACACUCUCUGUUUCUCUCUAUUUCCUAUUGUUUUUUCCUUUCAUUACCUUUUCUGCUUUUCAGUAUCAUUCUUUGUUUCUCCAUCCAACAUGGGUUCUGGCGGGAAGGUCAAGAUCGGAAUCAACGGAUUCGGAAGGAUUGGACGGUUGGUAGCGAGAGUCGCUCUGCAGAGGGAUGAUGUUGAGCUUGUAGCUGUGAACGAUCCCUUCAUCACCACUGAUUACAUGACAUACAUGUUUAAGUAUGAUAGUGUCCAUGGACAAUGGAAACACCAUGAGCUCAAGGUGAAGGAUUCUAAGACCCUUCUCUUUGGCGACAAACCAGUCACAGUCUUUGGUGUCAGGAACCCUGAAGAGAUCCCAUGGGGUGAGACUGGUGCUGAGUAUGUUGUGGAGUCGACUGGUGUGUUCACCGACAAGGACAAGGCUGCCGCCCAUCUCAAGGGUGGUGCUAAGAAGGUCAUCAUUUCAGCUCCAAGCAAGGAUGCCCCCAUGUUCGUCAUGGGUGUGAAUGAGCAGGAGUAUAAAUCGAACAUUGACAUUGUUUCCAAUGCCAGCUGCACUACCAACUGUUUAGCUCCCCUGGCAAAGGUGAUCAAUGAUAAAUUUGGUAUCGUUGAGGGUUUGAUGACCACCGUCCAUUCCAUUACUGCGACACAGAAAACUGUUGAUGGACCAUCAAUGAAGGACUGGAGGGGUGGAAGAGCUGCUGGGUUUAACAUUAUUCCUAGCAGUACUGGAGCUGCCAAGGCGGUUGGAAAAGUGUUACCGGCAUUGAAUGGAAAGCUGACUGGAAUGUCUUUCCGUGUUCCAACUGUAGAUGUCUCAGUGGUGGAUCUCACCGUGAGGCUUGAGAAGAAGGCUACCUAUGAUGAGAUCAAAGCUGCAAUCAAGGGAGAGUCAGAGGGAAAGCUGAAAGGGAUAUUGGGUUACACUGAAGAUGAUGUGGUUUCCACUGACUUUGUUGGUGACAACAGGUCAAGCAUCUUUGAUGCCAAGGCUGGAAUUGCUCUCAAUGAAAACUUCGUUAAGCUUGUGUCUUGGUAUGACAACGAGUGGGGCUACAGCACCCGGGUUGUUGACUUGAUCUGUCACAUGGCAUCGUGCAAGUAAGGCAUGGAGGAUUUGCGACCUGCUUCAAUGUUUCUUUUUUGUUUUGAUCUUUUCAUUUGAUGAGAGUCUUGAUUUAGACAAGAUGAUGGUGAUCCUGCUCUCCAUCCAAAUAAAAAGUUUUUACUAUGAAAUGUAAUGCUAAACUAUUUUUGGUUGUUGAUUGACAGCAGGGAGGGAGGCCUACCUCCUAUUUUGUGAUAAAAGCCAGCAGUUCUUAGGACUUU
Messenger RNA from Magnolia sinica, 1390 nucleotides. Its product is annotated as glyceraldehyde-3-phosphate dehydrogenase, cytosolic-like. The transcript is spliced from 12 exons. The record is from RefSeq and is a predicted model, not a curated record. Lineage: Eukaryota; Viridiplantae; Streptophyta; Magnoliopsida; Magnoliales; Magnoliaceae. The coding region runs from base 144 to 1166 and encodes 340 amino acids. Gene Ontology annotation, molecular function: oxidoreductase activity, acting on the aldehyde or oxo group of donors, NAD or NADP as acceptor; NAD binding; NADP binding. Gene Ontology annotation, biological process: glucose metabolic process.